AUGACAACGUUGGGACCCAAUUUGUGGGUAUUCUUUUAUUGCUGGGAUUUGAGACUUAUUUCAUGGCGGGAGGAGAGUGCGGUGAUUUGGGGCGUGGUGCGCUGGUGGUGGGACAGGGGGUCGUGUGGCAGGUUGUUGCGGUGUGCAGAGAGGCUGCUUUGGAUGGGGAGGGUUGUUGAAAGGGAGGAGGGGAUGCUUUGUCGCUAUUGUGGCACCAAGGGAGCUGGAGGGUUCACGUCCGAUGGAACGAACCCUGACGAGUGUGGAAACGGAGAGCAUAGUCGACAGAAACUGGGAAUUGGCUGUGGUUGA
Ostreobium quekettii is the source of this 312-nucleotide messenger RNA. The record is from the annotation of a GenBank genome assembly. Lineage: Eukaryota; Viridiplantae; Chlorophyta; Ulvophyceae; Bryopsidales; Ostreobiaceae.